This is a messenger RNA of Gongylonema pulchrum, 459 nucleotides long. The record is from the annotation of a GenBank genome assembly. NCBI's taxonomy places the organism in Eukaryota, Metazoa, Nematoda, Chromadorea, Rhabditida, Gongylonematidae.
AUGAUAGCUCCUACCAAAAAUGGUGUGGCUAAACGGCCGCCAACCACUUUUAAACAUAAGCCACACUGGAAAUCUUUUGCUAGAAGCUCCAUUCGCGAAAAAGAAACACAAGAGUCGAGCAGUGUCGCAAAAGGGAGCGAAAAAGAGAAGAAGGUGGAGUCCACUCAGUCGAGAACUGGCGAAAAUCGAACAAAGUCCUCUUCUCGUCAAGUGCUGCCGGAUUUCCUCGUAACGCCACCAACAACACGAUCCGAGCUGAGUUUCGAAAGUAGGCCAGUGGAACUGAAAGAUGAACGUACUCAGUCGGCACGUACUCAGCCACCCAGCCUUCGUGAACAUUCGCAUAAGAAGUCGAGAGUGAAAACAAUAACAAGUCUAUCACUGGAAAAAUGCGCCGGUUACAUAACUCAUUCAUUUUCGUGCAAAUCACUGACGCAAAAGAAUAAUACAACGAGAUGA